Molecule: messenger RNA, 1806 nt
Organism: Theileria orientalis strain Shintoku
Lineage: Eukaryota; Apicomplexa; Aconoidasida; Piroplasmida; Theileriidae
Exons: 10
Coding region: 1-1806 (601 amino acids)
Biological process (GO): protein K48-linked deubiquitination
Molecular function (GO): cysteine-type deubiquitinase activity; K48-linked deubiquitinase activity
Source: RefSeq, a predicted model, not a curated record
AUGGGUGAUUACCACUCAACCAGUAACAGAGACUCACAGGAUUCACACAGUUACGAUUCUGGUUUUGAACAUGACUUGAAUGAAGCCAUUCAACUGUCCCUUCAGGACUACAGAAAUGAUACCUGCAGUCAUUCACAGAAUACUGGGUCAACCUAUGUCAAUUUUAAUACCGACGGAACUUACUUUAUAUCUGAUGCGGUUCCCAAAGGCCCCAACGAUUUGUUUAAUCCUAACCACAUACUUGAAAAUUUAUUCAUGCUCUUUAAAAUACGGGGCAAAGUCACCAAUGGGUCGGAGUCGUCGAGUUCUAAGUUUCCUGGCUCGCAAUCUUGGUCCUCGGAAACGGAGCACACAGAGGCCUCUUUGUAUUAUGCCAUCGGUAGGGAUCAUUUGAAUGAUAUUCUCAACACCCUCUUCGGCAAGGACCAGUACCGAUCUGUUGAAAACUAUGAGAUAGAAUCAUGGUGCCACCACGGGUUUGCUAACCAUAGCGAAGGCAUCCUUUUUUGGGGACUCUUGCAGUCAAGGAGCGGCCCCUGCGGUGUGCUGGCCUCAGUGCAGAGUUAUAUGAUUCGCAGCAUCCUUUUCAACUACUCCUUCUACGGAGAGCUGUCCUUUAUGCUUCAGAACAAGUCCGCAGAGGAGGUUCUGAUGGCAUUAAAUGACAUGUUUUUCAACUAUAUUUCGAUGAAGAUACCGGAAUUUCCGAGAGGUGAUUGCAUAAACCUUCAUCCAUUUUUAGAAUUUUUGUACACUAUUCCGCUGGUAGAAUCUCUAUGUAAUAUACUGUACAAUGUUGCGCCGAAGUCUGUGUAUAACAUAAUACUGUAUGAUAAACUAAAGGAUAAUUAUGACCCCUUCGAUUCACUACUGCUUGAAUCGACGUACACCUAUCGGACUUUUGACAACAUAAACUCGGUCGCAAAUUAUCUCUUCAACAACCUUGACAAAGUCACCGGGAAACUCGGUGUUAUUUCCUUUGUAGUGUCCGUCGUAUGUACCAGGACCCUGGAAAAGGUUAAGGAUGAUAUGGAUGACCCAUCACACCCGUUAAUCGGGCCUUAUGGGCACUGCUCUCAGGAACUGGUUAACCUUCUGUUGCACGGGAGGGCCGUUUCCAACGUCUUCAACGGAGAUAAAGUCAUUGACGACAACUCGAGUGCUUCCUUGACUCUCAAGGGCAUUGGUUUUCAGAACACGCUGGGAUUUCUCACUGACCUUGAGGCCAUGAGGCUCUACAAAGUCGGCUCUUUCUACAAAAAUCCUCUGGUUCCCAUCUGGGUCAUAAGCAGCCACAAUCACUACUCUGUGCUAUUUGGACUUGAUGGCUCGGCCUGUUCCCUCUCACAGUCCGAUAUGAUUGAGCAGAAUCUUACCGAAGCUUGGAGUAAAAUUGACACGCAGGACAACAAGUACAUCGAAGUCAACUCCCUUGGCUCUCUUUUGGGCAUGCUUGGCAUUAGAAACUUACUAAGGGACGCCAUGAACUCAAUUGAAAUUGUUUCUGGACUCGUUCUUUGGACCAACAUGCUUGCCUGGUACAGCUCAGUGGUUGCAGAAAGGACUCAGACUAAAAGCGGCGUUUCGAAUACUUUAACUCUCUUCCACUACGAUGGAAACGAGAAGAAAACUCCUCUGCACAAAGUCACCGUUGAGAACGACCACGUCUUCGUGGCCGAUCCUUUCAACGGCGUCGAUGCUAACAUUGUUGGCACUGUCGAUGACUCCUACACGAACAUUGGCAGGAUCGUCUGGACCCGGUGGCCUCGCACCAGCGUCAAGUGCUCCGUGGUCCCGACCGACUAG